UUAACCUAUUUAUACUUUGCAGGAAUUAGACUUCGCUUCACUUCACUCCUUCUUGACAUGCGAGUCACUGACAUGUCAUACCAAAACAUGCUCAGCUGGUGGUUCCCGAUCCUUCUCUUAGGAGCUGGAGCUUCUGAGACAGAAGAACUGUAUGGCAUUCUGGGGGGCUCUGUCAUUUUCCAAUUGAUGGAACCUCCACCGUAUGGAAAGAUUUACUGGAGUAAAGGUAUCGACAGAAACUCCAUAAAUAUUACUGUGGUGAACGAUGGGGAAGAUGAGGAACCAUGUCUCCUCCAGGACUUUCACUCAGCCUAUAAAAAGCGAUUGCAUGUCAGUGAGGACUGCCAAGAGCUACAUCUCAGCCAUCUAAAGGAAGAGGACACUGGCAGAUACACGGCACAUAUUGUUCAACGAAACAGAAUCUCAAAGGAGUCCUUUGACCUGGAGGUGCUUAAACAGUUUCCAGAGUCUGAGAUAAGAGUGACCUGCACUUCCACGGGGCCUGGAAAGGGAGCUUGGAAGCUGCAUUGCUCUUCAGGGAAAGAUGGAGUGGAAUUCAGUUGGGAGUCAAAUGUCAACGGCACGGAUGUCAUCUCCGAGACUUCUGUGGUGGAGCUCAUCUCCCAAGACCUUGAUCUAGAACUCACCUGCAUGGCAAAAACAGAGGAUAGUGUAGCAUUCAGGACAGUCACCUUAAAGGAAGUUUGUUCUGGACAGACCAAGAACCUGCCUGGGCUGCCUCUCUGGGUCCUGCUGUGUCUUAGCCUAGGGGGAAGUCUUCUUCUUCCUGGCUGCAUGGAACUCAUUCCCAUGGAGAAAUCCAGAAAAGCAGAUGGAGGAGGAAGAAGGCGGGCCCAGCCCCAGCAAGGAGACGACUGACAGAUGCCUGAGAUGAGUCUCCUUUCUGCCGCUUCACUUCAUGGUCUUCCUUGGCACUACUAUUAAUCUUCUCAUAGUUCCCAUCACCAAUCUCUUUCCAUUUCUGACUGUAUGACUAUAACUUGUUGCUGGCAAUCCUUAUGAUUUAUAUUGAUAUAUUGACCAUCAAUUGUGUUGUAAAUGUUGUACCUUGAUGAACGUAUCUUUUCUUUUAUGUACACUGAGAGCAUCUGCACCAAGACAAAUUCCUUGUGUGUC
This is a messenger RNA of Ahaetulla prasina, 1137 nucleotides long. Its product is annotated as SLAM family member 9-like. The coding region runs from base 58 to 879 and encodes 273 amino acids. The transcript has 5 exons. The record is from RefSeq and is a predicted model, not a curated record. Lineage: Eukaryota; Metazoa; Chordata; Lepidosauria; Squamata; Colubridae.